CCCAAGUGCCUGGGUCCCCUCUUCUGGGGAGCCCUGCCAUACCCCCACAGGACCUCAGGCCGGCUGUGCUCUGGCCACACUGGCCCUGUGUGGGGCUUAAGCUCCCACCUCGUCCUCCACAGUGAUGCUGGCCCAGGAGCUCGGCGCCUGCCUGUGCCUUGAAGGGGACCGUCACCUGGCCCGGGCCGAGCCCCCGCUGGCCACCGCCUUCUUCCUGGCUGCCUUCAGCUGCCAUGCCCCGUCGGCUGUGGGUCACGUCCAGGCUCUGCCCGAGGACCAGGGGGCGGCCGUGCUGGGGGUGCUCGAGGCCUGGAGCCGCGGGCUGAGCCCCAUCCCUGCGGUGCACUGGGACGACAUGGCCGUGGUGUCGCUGACAGGAGCCCAGGCCUCCGCCUUCCUUGCCAGCCUGUGCCCGGAGCACCCAGCCGCCGCCCUGCAUGGCCUGGUCAUGCUGCUGGCACGCGGGCAGGUGGCGGACGCCGAAGGGCGCUGCAGUGCCCUGCUGGAUGCCGGCUGCCCACUCCGCCUGGAGUUGCAGCUCACCCGCGCCCUGGCCCGGCUGCUGUCGGGGACCCGUCGGGCGACAGGCCUGGCCGACUACCUGCAGGCCUUCGCGGUCAGUGGCGACCGGGUCUUGGGCUUCAUCCGCACCCACCAGCAGCCCCACCUGCCGCUACUUUUCCAUGCCCUCCAUGAGCACCUCUUAGAACACCCUGAGGCCACAGACAGCACCCACUGCCAGAGGCUGCUGGCCGCCUUGGACGACACAGGCCGCUGGAGCGAAGCCCUGUCCCCUGAAGCCCUGCUCCAUGCAGGCAGGUUCGAAGCCUGCCAAGAGGCUUGUGGCCGUGCCCUGGAGCCCCAGCAGACAGGCGGCGGGCCCCGAGGGGAGCGUCUGGCCGCCCUGCUGGUCACCCGCGCGGCUGCCACUUUCCUCCUGGACCGCGGGGCGCAGGACACCCUCGGGGACCUGCACUGGGCCUUCAGGGAGAGCCCGGCGGGCGCGCGGCGGCAGCUGGAGACGCUGCUGUCGGCGGGGGACCGGGAGCGCCUGCGGGCGCUGGCCGAGGACGCGGCGGCCGCGGGCUUCUCGCGCUUCCAGGAGGCGGUGCGGCGGCGCCCCGAGCUGCGCCGGGACUCGGGCCGGGAGGUGCUGGCGCCCGUGGCCCGCGCGCUGCGCGUCCUGCUGCGCCUGGCCCCGCGCGCCUCGCGGCCGGCCCUGGGCGCCCGGCUGGCCGAGUGCCUGCUGCUGGGCGGGGACCCGGCGGGCGCGCGGGCCUGGUGCGAGCGGCUGCUGCGGCCCGGGAGGGGCGGCGGCCCGGCGGGGGAGCGCGCGGGCCUGCUGGCGCUGCGGGGCUUCUGCGCGCUCCACGCCGGGGACACGGGGCGCGCCCGCGAGGACUUCCAGGCGGUGGUGGCCCAGGGCCUUCCGCACCCCGGCGGCUGCGUGCGCGCCCUGUGCGGCCGCGGGCUGCUGCGCGUGCUGGACGGACGCGCCUUCCUGGGCACGCUGGACUAUGUCACCGCCUGCCGCCUGCUGCCCGACGCCACGCUGCUCGCGGCCAAGGCGCUGGUGCCCUGGAACCAGCGGGGGCUGCUCCUGACGGUGCUGCGGGAGGAGGCCCGGGCCAUGCUGCGGAGAGCGCCGCCCGCGGGGUGCCGGAGCCCAGAUGCCCAGGAAGGGGAUGCCCAGGGCGUGCUCGAGCUGGCCUCGCUGCUGCUAGAGCUGGACGUGGAGGACGAGGGAUCACGGCUGCUGGUGGCCGAUGCAUUGUAUGGCCUGGGCCGCCUAGAGGAGGCCCAUAAGGCCCUUCUGCUGGCCCAGGCUCGCCGGCCCCUGGCAGCACCCGUGCUGGCCCGGUUGGCCCUGCUCCAGCUGAGGAGGGGCUUCAGCUACGACGCCCACCAGCUCGUGAAGAAGCUGGUGCAGUCGGGGCGCACGGCCUGCCUGCGGCCCACCCUGGACGUCUUCCGUCUCGAGGACCGGCAGCUGCUGCAGAGUCACUGCCACGCGCGGGCUCUCGCCACCCUGCGGGCACCGCCUGGCGCGACUCAGGAGCAGACUCGCCUCCGGGAGGCGGUGGCCUACCUGUCCCUGGCCAUCUUCGCCGCUGGCGGGAGCUGCCCGCCGCCCCACGACGCCCAGGCCCCACAAGGGACUCAGGUCAGCGAGAGCCUCCUGGCCCGUGCCCACUGCUACGCACUCCUGGGCCAGAGGAAGACAGCACUGCUGGACUUCAACUCUGCGCUUCGGGCCGAGCCAGGGAGUGUGGCGGCCUUGUGUGGCCGCGGGGUCCUGCACCUGGGGCUAGGCCAGCAGCAGGAGGCGGUGGACGACAUCCUCUGUGCCCUGAAGUUGGACCAGCGGGCCACAGUGCCUGAGCUCCGCUCCUUGAAGCCGGCGGCCCAGGCCCUCCUCACGCAGACCCUCUCCUCCUGCUGCCGUGCCCUCCUGUACCAAGGGCAGGCCCCAGGCACCCCGCUCAGCCCCGAUGACCUCCACGGCCUCCAGGCUGCAGGGGAGGCAUUGAUCGCCCUGGACAGCACACGAUGCAGCGGCCACAUUCUCCUGGUGGACGUGCUCACCGCCUCGGGCAGCUACGAGGAGGCUGGUGCCCACCUGCAGGCGGCCCUGCACCCUUGCCCACCAUCAGAGGCGGCCCGGGCCCGACGCGGUCUGCUCCAACUCAAGAAGGGAGACGUGGAGGCCGCCGCGAGGGACCUGCAGUGCCUGGCGGAGACUGACCCCGGCGACCUGGGCUUCCUGCUGAGGCUCCUGAGCACAGAGGAGAAGCAGAGCCUUGCCCAGGCCGCAGUACAGGAAGCUGGCAGCCUGCUGCAGUCCGGCCAGCCUGGACGAGCACUGAGCCACUGCUCUCUCGCGGUGCUGGCCAGUGGGGCCCAAGCCGGGCACCUGCGUCUCCGAGCCGCCUGCCUGGCAGAGCUGCAAGACUUUGACCGAGCACUUGGGGACCUGGACCUGGUGCUCCAAGAAGGUUCCCGAGCCGGAGACACCUCCACACGGGCUGAAGACUUCUGCAACCAGGGGCGUGUGCUGCUUGGCCUGCGGGACGAGGUGGGGGCCGCGGGGGCUUUCUGCCAGGCCCUGCAGCUGGCGCCCCUGGAGGCCCAGAACAGCCUGGGGGAGCGGCCAGGCAGGGCCACCACCACCCGCCUGCUGCUAAACUGGGGACAGCAGUGCCUGGAGGAGCAGCGUUUGGCAGAGGCCUGGGCAGCGACAGAGGGCGGCCUAGCUGUGGACCCCACGCACCCCAGCCUCAAAGGCCUGAGAGCCAGGGUGCGGAGGGAGGCGACCUCGGGCUGUCGGCUCCACUGACCGCCUCAUCCUGACCGUGCCUCGAGAGCUCACAUGGGGGCCAAUCUCAGACACCCCCUGGCCUUGGGGACCUGCAUAUCAUGGAUGGAGUCACACCACUCGCCCUGGAGGCCCACUAGCCAAGAUGCCCACAGCCUUGGGACCUGCUUUCCUAGCUGGGACUAGCCCCUUGAGCUUGAGGGCUCACAACAGCGAUGUGCCAGGGUGCCCCCUUCGCCCAGAAACAAGGGUCCUGCCUCUGCCCUGGACAGCCCAGCAUCCCCCACAGUGCACUGUAGCAGGAG
Molecule: messenger RNA, 3621 nt
Organism: Suncus etruscus (white-toothed pygmy shrew)
Lineage: Eukaryota; Metazoa; Chordata; Mammalia; Eulipotyphla; Soricidae
Gene: TTC34
Product: tetratricopeptide repeat domain 34
Exons: 8
Coding region: 125-3337 (1070 amino acids)
Molecular function (GO): protein binding
Source: RefSeq, a predicted model, not a curated record